Sus scrofa (pig) is the source of this 5026-nucleotide messenger RNA. It is a transcript of the gene NEUROG2, whose product is annotated as neurogenin 2. Gene Ontology annotation, cellular component: nucleus. Gene Ontology annotation, molecular function: protein dimerization activity; E-box binding; DNA-binding transcription factor activity, RNA polymerase II-specific. The record is from RefSeq and is a predicted model, not a curated record. Lineage: Eukaryota; Metazoa; Chordata; Mammalia; Artiodactyla; Suidae. Gene Ontology annotation, biological process: sensory organ development; axon development; forebrain development.
UUCCAACCCGCAGAAGGCGCGGCGCUGUGCUCCGAGCUGAGCGGAGAAUCGCAGCACAGUCUAAAGUAAUAGCGACGCUGAGGCACAUUUAGAGAGCCAAGUAAGAUGUUCGUCAAGUCCGAGACCUUGGAGUUGAAGGAGGAAGAGGACGUGUUGGUGUUGCUCCGCUCGGCCUCCCCCGCCUCAGCAGCUCUGACCCCGCUGUCUUCCAGCACCGACGAGGAGGAAGAGGAGGAGCUGCGCUCGUCGGGCGGGGCGAGUCGGCCGCGUGGAGCAGAGGCCGGGCCCGGGGCGCAGGGCCGCUCGCCGGGAGGAACAGAGGGCUGCCGACCCGCGCGGCUACUGGGUCUGGUGCACGAGUGCAAGCGGCGCCCCUCCAGGGCGCGGGCAGUUUCUCGGGGCGCCAAAACUGCCGAGACGGUGCAGCGCAUCAAGAAGACCCGUAGAUUGAAGGCCAACAACCGCGAGCGCAACCGCAUGCACAACCUCAACGCGGCGCUGGAUGCGCUGCGCGAGGUGCUCCCCACUUUCCCGGAGGACGCAAAGCUCACCAAGAUUGAGACCCUGCGCUUCGCCCACAACUACAUUUGGGCGCUCACAGAGACCCUCCGCUUGGCCGACCACUGCGGGGGCGGCGGCGGAGGCCUGCCGGGGGCGCUCUUCUCCGAGGCAGUCUUGCUGAGCCCGGGAGGCUCUAGCGCCGCGCUGAGUAGCAGCGGAGACAGCCCUUCGCCUGCCUCCACGUGGAGCUGCACCAACAGCCCCGCGCCGUCCUCCUCCGCAUCCUCCAACUCCACCUCCCCCUACAGCUGCACUUUAUCUCCUGCCAGUCCGGCGGGUUCAGACAUGGACUAUUGGCAGUCCCCACCUCCCGACAAGCACCGCUACGCAUCUCACCUCCCCAUAGUCAGGGACUGUAUCUAGAGCUCUGCUACACACGCCAGGCUUUAGUGGGUACCCUUUCCUGCCCUCGAUCAAGCCUUCCUCCCACCCCUUUCCUGCCCCGCGCUCCAUGCCCUAGAAACCGUCUCACUACUCAGAGCAGGUGUAGCCGUUCUAGUUCCUCAGCUGUUUGUUGCAUUCCUAGGCUAAAGGCUUCCUUCAUUCAGACAGGCUCCCUAAUUUAUUGGUAUGAUGGAGCUUACUGUCAAAGAAAAUAGUAGAGGUGCGGGGGGAGCAUUUGUUAAGGCUAACAAGAUGCCGGGAAGAGAUGAAGGGGGCUUGUCUAAAGAGUUCGCAGAGCCGACCGACGCCCCUCCCCUCUCUCGGAGCCGUUCGUGUGAAUCUCCCAGGGGGAAUGCAACUGGUUCCUGUGAUCUCUUCACCUUUGCUUCUACAUAGAGAUGUUAAUGUCGAGUAGAAAGAAAUGUAUCUUAGCAUCUGAAUGAUUUUACUGGUAAUAAUAUUAUCCACUGAUUUGCAAUGGCUGGCAUCUGCUUUCUUCCCAGUGCUGUCUGCGGGCUGUGGGAAUUUCACCUGUCAAACCAAACUUUCCCUCUCUGAUGUGCACUUUGUUCUGUUUCCCAGAUUCGUCACAAUGCCUAUUGUCCCGCCCUUCUCUUUCCUUUUUCUUCUCCAUUUUGCCAUCUGUCUCUUAUGAUUUAUAAGGGGGAAAAAGUUGUUUUGUUAGAGGGCCAGGUUAGAAGUCAUUGUAUAAUUUGUAGGCUUUGUAAUGAUUGAAUGCAAGCGUGGAAAUUUAGGCUGAACUCUCUAUCAAAAGGAAAAAUGUGGAGGAAAAGGGAAAAAUCAGGAGGGAGGACUGCUUCAUGCAUUAUUUAUCUCGACCUUUUAGGGGAGAAGGAACUCCCCCAUUCUUUCAAGAGAUUAAAAAUAAAUCAACAGACUGAAAACCUAAGCAGACACGGAGCAUUAUCAGAAUCAGCCACACACGUGUUUCCUUCUAUUUAUUAUAAAGAAAAAUUUCAUGGGAAAAGUAUGUAUUUUUUGUAUAUUCUACAGAGUUUAUUCUAGUAUGUAUUUACAUAUUGGAAGAACAAGAAAAUUGUUCUUGUGAUUAAGCUAUAAAUAAAGUAUAAUUUUCAUAAUUUUUGUGGUUGUAUUAUAAUUUUUUUCCUGCUUAGGUGGUUUUUAGAAGAAUGAGUUGCAUUUUUCUGAAAUUCUCCCUAUAUCAAAUUAAGUAGAUGACUUGUGUUUUUCAUCUGUUUGUAUGUAGAAUUUCAAUGACACACAAAGUCUGAGUGAUCAUAGGAAGCUGAACUCUACUAGAGACACUAACAUUGACAUAAAAGUAACUCUCAAUACAAACCAAACUUGGUUUUUAAGAAACCAAUUUCUGAGCAAGCAAGAUUAGUGGGGAAAAAGGGGGGGGAUUUAAAUGAUAAUUAAGUCAUGAUAAGCACCAAAGUUCAGAAACUUUGAUUUCAAAAAAUAGUGAAGUUGAAAUUUCUUGGUAGAGUGAGCAGAAAUUUGGUUCUUUCACUUCUCAGAGCUUCGAUUAUUUGUGAGCUGAAGCAACUGGACAGUGAUCUCUAAGGUGGCUUCCAGCCCUACCAUCUGUAGUGUAGCAGUGUUUAUAAAUUCAUUACUGGAAGCUGAUUUCAUAUUAGCCAAUCCAAUCUUUGUUAAAAUAGUUACAUGGUCAAAACUUCCUCAAAGAGAAAGCAAAGACGAUUUCCAAUCUUCAGGAUACAUAAUUCUGUAACUUGCACCCCAAUCUCCAAAGCAGAAAUGAAUGACUUUGGCCUUGGGUGAAAGUUGACCAAGUAAAGGUUGACCACAUUCUAGGUUUAAGCCUCUUGGGGGAAGGGUGAUCAGGACAACACAAGCUAAAAGAUCAGAUUAGCAAAGAAAUGUUGGUUGUGCAGUCUCCCCCUCCCUCAUGAGUUUUAUAUCUGCUUACAGUUUGAGCUAAAUCCUCCGCUCUGCGUGACGCAAGGAUAAUUCUUCUGAGGUGUUCAUCUGAAACUUCUCCUCCUCUCCCUCCAUAUGGAAAAUACUAAGUGUUGAAUAUCUUAAUAACUUCACUUUCAAUCAAAGGAAGAACUAACUCAGGGUUUGGUUUUCAUCUCUGGAAGACCUGUUGAAACUCCCUGUUGAAGCUGGAAGCCUUCAAGAUUGUAUUAUUCUUAGUCACUCUUGAUUAUCUAACAUGAAGAGAAAGUGAUACUUCUCUUACAUUCACCUUAGUGUUUUAGUGUCUUCUGUUUCUACUGUUUAAAAAGCCAAGCCAGCAAGCAAAGCACCUGUAGUAUGAGAGUUUUAAAAUAUCACAGUUUUGAUGCCAAAUAAUGGUUCUUUUAGUGAUGAUCAUGUUUAUGGUGAUUAUAGGGUGCUUUUUUUUGAAAACUUGCCGAGGAAACAGCUCAUGGCACAGGUCUGAGGCGGAAAAUCCUCAGCUGCAGGUGCUUGAGAAACUUCAACGGAUGAGGGGAUCCCAUAAACAGGUGGUGACCUCAACGGGCUUAUUUGGAGAGGCUGGGAUGGGGAGAGAGGUCAAGAAUCACAGCUUUGAGUAAUGGUGAUUCAGCUAAGCACUUAAGCUGCAACCUAGUUGAAUCUAGCAGCCACUUCUACACAAUUUCUCCAGGAUCAGAGUCCCCUUAUACACCAGCAGCACGUCUCACACGGCAGAAAUUCCGUCUACCGUCUGUAAUUUUCACGCACGCUUUCCCUUCCCUUCCUCCUUUAUUUUACACUAAAAUUGGUGCAAUUACUUUUUAUGGCGACUAAUCACUUUUAGCAAUUACGAAUGUUCUUUCUGCCUCACUUCGCGCUGGGAGUUCUCUUCCCCAACCCCCAGCAACUCCACAGCCUGUGGGCUGAGGCCCAGUCGUCCUCUCCCCUCCCUCCCAGGAGUGAGAAUUAAAGGGCAGAAGCUUCAGCUGUAGGGAAUAUAGCCGCUCUUCGAUUUUAUCCAUUUCCCUCACCGCCUUGGGACAAGGUGCUCUGUCUGCACCCAGGGGUCCUCCUAUUUCUGGAGUUCUCUGCUGGGCGACGUUUCAAGCAAAGUCAGAGAUGUUCUUCCCCCAAGGGUUGCCGGAUCUUUUCAGACCAGGGGCGCGGCGGGCGUGUUUACCGAAGUGCGAUGAGGUGCGAGGGCUGGUCCUGUCCUGGCUGGGUCUUCGCUUCCACGCCGCCAGGCUUUGGACAUCGAUUGCGUUUUUGCUGUUCUGAAUUAUCCAGGCCUCGUUAAGGGGGAUUUUUCCUUCACUAGAUUUAAAAGAAAUCCAUCAGAGGGCGAACAGGGAGAAAAAGAGGCAGGGAGGCGGGCUACCAGGCGAGGUGGGGGAGAGGAGAGCUCGGGCAUCCAGAGCAUCCCCCGCCCCCAACCCGAGCAGAAGCCAGGUGGGCGCCUUCGCUGCAGAGCCCUGCCGGCCGGGUGGAGGUGAGGUGGUCGGAAGGCCCUGGGCAGCCUUGGCCAAUUGGAGCAAGGGUUCGGUGGCUCCUUCCUUAGGGUUAGCCCGUUACCCUCAGACGGCAUCUAAGCCCGGGGCUCCCGGCCGCAGCAGGGCCGGGUCUGCCGGAGAGGCUGGGAGUUGCAAGCCGGCGCCCGCCCACCGCGUGCACCCCCUGCAUCGCACAGCCUUGGGCAGGUUGUGACUUCUGGGCAUCGACACCUGGAACCCGUUAAAAGCGCCUUCCCCUCACGCCUGGCCUCGGCCUCCCCCCACCCCGAGGCUCUCGGGUCCCAGGCGAGCUUUGAAUGUAUUAAUUAAAUAAAGCAGGCAGCCCUUGAAUCGCGCCAAUGCAGGGCGCUCCCGGGAGCGUGAAAGUCCCGGCCUCAGAAUCCGCAAAAGAAAACGUGUGAAAAGAGAAUUAGUGAAAUUAGGUUAGACCAAUAAAACGUGAGGGCUCCAGCACCCCCCUUUUAGCUCCCCCAGCCUGGGGCUAGAAGGGCUAUCUGGUCUAUUGUUUCCCACCCCGGCAGGGGGUUCAUUGUGUGAUAAAUAAUUCCCCGUCCAUUUUAGUCUUUAAAAAAAUGGGUAUUUGCAUAAUCACUGCUUUGAUGUGGCCAGAAAUCGGAGGCUUGGUCUCCCCAACUCUGCUAUUGGUAGCGAAGCAACAA